This is a messenger RNA of Fimicolochytrium jonesii, 1689 nucleotides long. RefSeq names its product WD40-repeat-containing domain protein. The record is from RefSeq and is a predicted model, not a curated record. Lineage: Eukaryota; Fungi; Chytridiomycota; Chytridiomycetes; Spizellomycetales; Powellomycetaceae. Gene Ontology annotation, molecular function: protein binding. The transcript is spliced from 8 exons. Bases 355 to 1443 code for a protein of 362 amino acids.
UCCAAUCCACUUUACAGAGCAAAGAAAGCUCGCCUCAAGCCCAUUUCCUUUCUUCGUCACGCAACGACCCUGUCCAAAGUCUCGUAGACUCUCUCAGCAAUCCUUCCACGGCAACCUUUAGGUGUCCCGUUUCCCCAAAGCCAGCUACAUUAGGACAUCCAUUCCCGCAACGUCGCAGCCCCUCGGCCUUACACAGUCACGAUCCCCGCGUUACUUACGCUUCUCGCGGCUCGUAGAACUACCACUCCUUUCCCCUAAACUCCCGACGGGUCGGGACGAGUUCCUCAACCCCGAGCAGAGACCCUUGUCGCGUGGAAGUAGUUUUUGGAGUUCCGUAGUAGUUACUUGUUCGAGAUGACUAUCUAUAUGCGGGAAGAUGUGCAGUUCGUGAAGCCGAACGCGAGAAAGCAUCCACAGCGGUCUAGCAUACAGCAUUGGCAGUUGCGGGACUUGAUCGCCUGUCCCACAUCAAAGUCGGAGUUCAUAUACGUGAAUCAAAACAAUGUGUACUCCUAUAACACCGAGCAAAAGCAGGUCACACCCGUUCUGAAAGAUCUAGGGUUCUCUCCGACCUCCAUAACAACGGGGCAAGGCUUUCUUGCAGCCGGUGGGCCACGAAGCCAACUGAUGGUCCGCCAGCUCUCUAGCAACUGGUGUGCACAGACCACCGUAGGCGGCGCAAUCAACAACGCCAUGUCUAUAUCACAACAUUUGGGAGGGACCCGGCUGCUUAUCUGCAACAAUGACGAGACGAUCAAAGUGUACUCGCUCCCAGGCAUGCAGCGGGUACAUACGAUCCAGCUUCCGACACCCGUGAACUACGCAGCUGUGAGUCCUGAUGGACGGAAGAUGAUUGCUGUGGGGGAUUCGCCACAGGUGUUUCUCUAUGAUAUCUCGGCGUCCGACUCGUACUCGAAGAUCGCCACGCUGACAGCAUCAACCGACGCUGGCUUCUCAUGCGCAUGGAAUCAAUCGUCCGAACGAUUCGCAGUGGCGAGUCAGGACGGAUACGUCAGUAUAUGGGAUAUCCGCAGCACAGAGAAGAUUGCCAAGCUGGGGUCCAAGCAAAAUCCACAAGUGAAAGGAGCUUGUCGAUCCGUCAAGUUCUCGCCAACCGGGUCGAUAGACCUUCUGCUGUACAGCGAGCACAUGUCAUAUGUGAACGUUGUCGACGCCCGCAGUUUCAACGAACGCCAAACGAUCCGCGUCGCCCCAUCUUCUAGCGAUCAGCACAUCUCUGGCAUAUGCUUCUCGCCUUGCAGUAAGACAAUAUUCGUUGGUGAGUCUUUUGUGUGUCAGCGAAACAUGGACGUUCCUUUUCAUGAUUUGAGCGGCUACCUAACAACCCAUUCUACGCCUGGUGUAGGGAUGGAAAGCAACGUAUGGGAGUUCAACGUGGAUACAAUCAACCGGAGAUGUUUCCCAGAAGGGUCCAUCAUCUGAUUUCCAUGCUUGAUCCUCCCGACUCCCCUUCUUCUUUCUUGGCACCUACAUAUACCCCUUCCCAACAACCCUCUACGAAAAAAUUUUGUCCUUUCUAUGUUAUUGAGCGACUCCCCCUGGUGGGGUCAUGUUUUGGCGUUUUUGUUUCCCCCAACGUAACCGCUUGGUCCCUUUCCCCUGAUGCGUUUCUUCCAUUAAUGUUAAGGGCUACUAGUUUGCAAGGUUCUCAUCGAAACCCACUGCGGG